Protopolystoma xenopodis is the source of this 516-nucleotide messenger RNA. NCBI's taxonomy places the organism in Eukaryota, Metazoa, Platyhelminthes, Monogenea, Polystomatidea, Polystomatidae. The record is from the annotation of a GenBank genome assembly.
AUGUACCCCGAGAACAGCGUUGAUCGAGAUGCGGAAGGGGAAUUCCCUCCAAACAUGGAUCAAGAUUUUUCAUGGUUCAUCUCAUGGAAGCCGCAACUCCCUCCUAAUCUGAUACUUAUAAUCUUCCCUAUUGCCUAUUUCUUAACCGGCUUGCUGGCAUUCGUCACAGAGAUAGUGACUCUUUCUAUCCACUUAGUGCCUUCCUCGCAUGGCACCGGAAUCUGGUUUGGUUUAUUCAGCUUCGUCGCCGGCGCACUCGGCUGUGUUCUAACAGCGAAACGCACCAAAAGCAUGACGGUUCUCUGUCUUGUCACCGACUCACUAGGUAUCUGUGCAUCUGUAAUAGCAGCGGUAUUCGGUAACUUCGGCACCUUUUGGGCCUUUAAAAUCGACCAAGUGACCAUCGCUGAGACACGCAAUGAACAAUUCGCCGUUAUGGCAGCCGGAGUAAUUGCUGUCUGCUUUUAUGUGGUGAACGUGAUUAUCAUCUGUGUUGCAAUGUGUAAAAAGCAUUGA